CAUUAUCUACGCUUUCCGCGACACAUGCCACUGAUACAGCGAGCUUUCCCGAACGGAGGUUGAUAUUAUAUCACCCGACACGAAACGAACUUCGUGAACGCUAAGAAAACUACAAAAAUUGUCUCUAGCCGCCGACACUGGCAGCUGACACGCGAUUUGAAUUUGGAAUGUCGAAAAACAUUAUCUUUCGUUUCUGUGUAUGGCGACUCUUCUGUCAAAACAACAAGUGCUUUACUGUACUUGGUUUGAAUUUGUGUAUUUUUAAAUAAUUUUACGUUGUAAAACUAAGACAGUAUUUUAGGACAAUGCCACGGUGUUUUCUGAACUCAGUGAGACCGUUGAGGGAUAGUUUCGCGGACGAAUGCACUGAAUUAUCGAAUGAACAAUCAACACCGAGAACUGUACCGAAAAAUCUAAAACAGAAAACCAUAUUAAAACCUAGCGAAACGGUGUGCCACGAUAAAGUACCGAUACCGACCCGUUUCCACUUGCAACUCCUCAAGAAGAGCCAGUUCGUCGAUAGCUUCAUCGCGAACGAGAGCUAUGAAUACGCUCCUGACGUCGAGAAGGUGAAAUCUCCGAAGAGAGGUCCAGUUAAAAAGAGAUACAACUUGAGGUCUUCGGAGUCGACCAGGAAAAACUACGAUAUACGUGGAAAACGGAGAAAGAGAGGGAAGAAAACGCAGCCGGAACAAAUUAAGCCGGAUUUGGAGCGACAACCUGAUGCUCUCACCACCGAAGUCGUUUUGCCUGACCCCUCAAGAAAAACCAGCGGAUACCAGUCAAAGCCAAGACCUGGUGCGGAGAUAGACAAGAUAGCUGAAAAGCUGAAGAGCCUCCUCAAGAAAUCUGUCGAAGAAAGGCUCGAUCGAGAGCUCUUGACUUGUACCGAAUCAUUCGAUGUCAUUGACAUCAGCGACGACGCCAAGGAGAAUGAUCCGGUACAUCCGGAGGGGCGUCGUCAACGCGUCAUGCACAAAUGCAAGUAUUGCGGGAAAGGCUUCGACAGACCCUGGGUGCUGAAGGGUCACCUGCGUCUCCACACCGGGGAGAGACCCUUCCCGUGCCCCCAUCCGCUCUGCGGCAGAAGCUUUGCUGAUCGUUCGAACCUCCGCGCCCACCAGCGCACCCGCGGUCACCACUCGUGGCAGUGGCGCUGCUCGGAGUGUGGGAAAGCUUUCAGCCAGAGCCGCUACCUCGAGCGCCACCGAGAGGACGCUUGUCGAAAAUAUAAGCAACACUCAAGAAACGCAGCAAAAGACAGAAUCGAUCAAAACACAUUCCAGAUUCCUGUGCCUCUGUUUGGAAUUAUUCGUCCCAGUAUAUCGAAUGUAUUGCUUUCGACUAAAGUCGAUUUGGCGGACGACGAACCAAUUGAUCUGUCAUGCAAGAGAAAUGAAACAAUCUGGAACUAAUUAAUUACUUAGGUUUCCUUUUUUUUUCUUGUAUCGAAUGUUUAAAUUUUAGCAUGACAUAAUUGAAUAUAAAGUGUAUUAUUUUUAAAAGAAAAAAAAAAAAAAUAUAUAUUCUAUUUUCUGUGGGAACCUUUUGGCGGGAACGCGAGCUGUCAAGUUAAGUGAAUUAUUUAAUUUUUUUUUAAUUUAGUAAUUCUUAUGGUUUUAACGUGAUACAACGGUGGUUUAUUAACCUUUUAGCAUCUUUGCACUAAUGCCGGAAAAUUUAAAGAAAGUGGCUGGAUGUGGCUUUUUACUGAAAUCAUUUCAUUUUACUGAAACAUUAUUUUAUUUCAUCUAACCGUAUUUCGUUCAAAAUAAUUUUAAUCAAUUUCAUUCUAAUUGACUACGAUGUUAUUAGAAAUAGCUAUUGAUUUAAUUUUUCAAAUUGCAAAGUUGGUAUGAAUGCUUUAUAAUAAUUGAGGAUUUCAUAAAGCCGAGGCUGGCAACAACGCCAUGGCAAAAAGCCGAUUUCCGUGCUCAAAUAAUAGAAAAAGAAUCUUUUCUAGUCUUGGAAUUUCCUAGACUACUGCAAGUUACAUUUCAUGAGAUUAACUGAGAGGUAAAAUGUAUAAUAUAUUUAUUUGCGAAAAUAUAUUUUAGGGUAUAAAAUGUUAUUCAACUAAUUCCAAAGAAGACAAAUAAAGUUAUUAAUGCAGA
Molecule: messenger RNA, 2114 nt
Organism: Bombyx mori (domestic silkworm)
Lineage: Eukaryota; Metazoa; Arthropoda; Insecta; Lepidoptera; Bombycidae
Product: zinc finger protein 354C
Exons: 6
Coding region: 306-1415 (369 amino acids)
Biological process (GO): regulation of DNA-templated transcription
Molecular function (GO): DNA-binding transcription factor activity, RNA polymerase II-specific; RNA polymerase II cis-regulatory region sequence-specific DNA binding
Source: RefSeq, a predicted model, not a curated record